CUAGCAAGAAUAAGAAAUAUCCUAAAGUAGAUUUAGGCGAUGGGUGUGGAAAGCUUUCAAUAAAAAUGCACCUCAAUAAUAUUUGGAACUCGGUUCAUUCUAUAGAAAAUGAUAUAGAGUAUGGAAUUUUUGAAAAACUCCGUAUUAUUGAGUAUGAACUAAGUUGUAUAAAUAAAGGAAAAUUACCAUGGAUAAAAUCUGAGACAGAGACUAGUUCAUCCAGUUCCGAUUCAGAAUCUACGGGUUCAGACUA
Diversispora eburnea is the source of this 253-nucleotide messenger RNA. The record is from the annotation of a GenBank genome assembly. Lineage: Eukaryota; Fungi; Glomeromycota; Glomeromycetes; Diversisporales; Diversisporaceae.